Molecule: messenger RNA, 1686 nt
Organism: Pollicipes pollicipes
Lineage: Eukaryota; Metazoa; Arthropoda; Thecostraca; Pollicipedomorpha; Pollicipedidae
Product: actin-related protein 2/3 complex subunit 1A-like
Biological process (GO): Arp2/3 complex-mediated actin nucleation
Cellular component (GO): Arp2/3 protein complex; actin cytoskeleton
Molecular function (GO): actin filament binding
Source: RefSeq, a predicted model, not a curated record
UAAUAAACGGAACAGUGUUCUAUAGCCCUGAGGUGAACCAUCUGAGCCGGCUUCCGUUGGCGCUUCGGCUGAAUUGGGUUUCGCGGAGUAUCUGAGGCAUUGUUCUUGAUUUCGUCGAAUGUGAAGGAAGUGGCAGAGCUCACAGCUGCUUACGUAGACUGACCAGAGUCCGUAGGUGAAAUGGCUGUGGCAGAGAAGCACAGUUUUGGCUUGGAGCCAAUAACCACCCAUGCCUGGAACUCCACCAGAGACAAGGUGGCGCUGUCGCCCAACAGCAAGGACGUGCUCAUCUAUGGCCGCACGGGCACCGAGUGGCGCCAGCAGGCCAUGCUGGACCAGCACGACCUGCGCGUCACGGGCAUCGACUGGGCGCCCAAGUCCAACCGGAUCGUGACGUGCGCCGCUGACAGGAACGCAUACGUGUGGACGCAGGAGGCGGGCGGCAAAUGGCGACCGACGCUGGUGCUACUCCGGAUUAACCGCGCCGCCACCUGCGUCAAGUGGUCCCCGGAAGAGAACAAGUUCGCGGUAGGCUCGGGUGCGCGCCUCAUCUCGGUGUGCUACUUCGAGCAAGAGAACGACUGGUGGGUAAGCAAGCACAUCAAGAAGCCGAUCCGCUCGACCAUCACCAGCCUGGACUGGCACCCCAACAACGUGCUGCUGGCGGCCGGCAGCACCGACUUCAAGGUGCGCGUGUUCUCCGCCUACAUCAAGGACAUCGAAGGCAAGCCGAGCGCCACCUGCUGGGGCGCUAAGAUGCCGCUCGGCCAGCUGCUGGCCGAAGUGAGCGCCUCGUCGGCCGGCGGCGGCGGCUGGGUGCACGACGUCCAGUUCUCCGCCGACGGCCAGCUACUGGCCUGGUGCGGCCACGACGCCUCCGUCAGCGUGAUGGACGGCGCCGACGCCAACCGGGUGAUGACGCUGCGGACGGACCAGCUGCCGUACCGCAGUCUGAGCUGGGUCGGCCCCGCCGCCCUGGUGGCCGCCGGCUACAGCUGCUGCCCCAUGCUGUAUGUCAUCGACGGCGGCGCCAUCCGGCUGGCCGCCAAGCUGGACCAGUCCCAGAAGAAGGAGGGCGGUGGCGUCAGCGCCAUGCGGAAGUUCCAGUCGCUGGACAAGCAGUCCCGCUCGGAGGCUGACGACACGGCUCUGGCAACGCUGCACCAAAACUCCAUCUGCACCACGCGUAUCGUGGAGGGCGACCGGACCGCCGCCCGUCGCGUCAGCACCAGCGGCGCCGACGGCCUGCUCGUCAUCUGGGAUGUCCAGCCUCUGCAGUCGUCCAUGGCCGGACUGAAGAUCAAGUAAGAUGAAACAGUGGAUGCGGGACCAGGCGUAUUCGUGAAGGGGCUCGCGAGGCCGAACGGCCCAAGCACAGAACCAUUACUCCACAUCAUGGCCGCCACACUGCGAUAGGCGCCGUCUACGUUCUACACGACCAUCUCCGCUUAAUUUUUGCAUAUGUAUUCAAAGACAACGCAAACCGACUGGCGAACCACGCUGUCGGUUGGAUACCGGUGCUUUUGGUCCGAUGGCUAUCUCUGGGCACCGGGCCGUUCGCUCGGGCGUUCAGAAUUUCCCCCCAGUGCCGCGAGAUUGCUGAUGGCCAAGGCUGCCUAACGGUGCAUUCCCAGACGGAUGUGCUUGUGGUGCAAAACUAAAAAUAUAUGUCAAUUUGCCUCGGCA